AUGGUCACCACGACGGCGCCGCCGCCCUUCCUAGCUCGGAUCUCGGCAGGCACCGAAGACCCCCGGCGGCUGCCCUCUACUUUUCUCCAGCGCCUCAGGCGAGGGGACAGCAACUGUGAGAACCAGCCUAGCUGCUGCCUGGCAGGCCCGGGGGGCAGUGCGAGGCCCACACUGAAAAGGGUCCGUCGGAAGAAGGGAAAGGUCCGGCCCAGCCCCGCGGGGCUCCUGCCCAGCCGCUACCAACAGUAUCAACAACAUCGCACCGGCCUGGGGAGAAGGACCCCAUUGGGAGCGCACGGGUCAGGCGAGCUUCGCGCUCAUCCUACGCCAACAGCUUCAGCUGCCCCCGGCACAGGAAUGGUCGCCCCGGAGGAGCCGCCCACCCCGUCGAGACUUGCGCCCAGCAAACCCCUCAGGAAGGAGUUCUUAAAGAGCAAGAUGGGAAAGUCUGAGAAGGCUGCCGUCCCCUACAGCCAGCCCGUUCACAGCUUACAUCUCUGUGAACAACCAAAGAUGAACAGGCAGAAGAGUAAGUGUAGCGCGCCGCUGACAAAGAUCACCACCACAAAAAAGACAGAGAACUUUUGGCAAGAUUCUGUACCGCCAGAAAUAAUUCAGAAACAGGAGAAAAAGCCACUUAAAAACACAGAGAACUGCAGAAAUGCCAAGUCGAAGAAACCUAUCACCCUAACUGAAGUGAGCCAAAAAGAGAAUUACGCUGGGGCAAAAUUCAGCGACCCACCGUCGCCCAGUGUCCUUCCAAAGCCUCCCAGCCACUGGGUGGGUGGCACAGCUGAACCCUCUGACCAAAACAGGGAGUUGAUGGCAGUCCAUUUGAAAACUCUCCUAAAAGUUCAAGCAUAGUUUCCUAGAGCUCUUUGGCAAAGCAAAUCCUCCAUCCAGGAAACUUUUGAAACAUGCCUUGUUGCAACAAAAUUGCAAGAGACUUGUCAAGUCUUAAAAACAAACCAACCAACCCACAUCUAAACCCAACAACAACAACAAAAAACCCUUGUAUUAUAUUUUUUAUGGUUGUGUAAAUAGUGUACAUCAUGUAUUAUGUGUAUAUUCUUGUUCAUACUUUGAGAGGUACAUUUUAGUUUUGUUAUGAAAGGAUGUAUUUUGCACUGCCUGAAUGGUAGAUGUCUUGUAUAUAAAAACAUGGACAAUGUUAAGUGUGUGCUUGACAUGUGAAGACUUGACUUGGUUUGCACAAGGUAAUGAAAAUUUUGGAAGGAGAGUACAGCUUUCUGAUUUCGAGGUUCCAGAUCAAAUGUGAAUGUUUUAUUCAUGCACUACUGACAAUAGUUUUUACAUUCUUGUGUCCCAGCAAAAGACAAAAGUGGAAUUCUCAUACAAAUGUGAAGUUUUCUCCUCUGCUCUGGAAACUGUUUAUCUGGAAUUCAUCUGUUUGCAUUUCAAAUGAACUGGAAUUUGAGUGAAAUUCCAACCCAUCGAUUGGAGCACUGCUGAUUUAGUUAAAAAAAAAACCAAACCCUAAGAGCAGAGCUUUCUGCCAACAAUCCAAUUGGUCACUAAAAAAUUAAAUAAACAAUUUGGCCUCCCCUUAA
This is a messenger RNA of Pogoniulus pusillus (Red-fronted tinkerbird), 1571 nucleotides long. RefSeq names its product proline rich nuclear receptor coactivator 1 (gene PNRC1). Lineage: Eukaryota; Metazoa; Chordata; Aves; Piciformes; Lybiidae. The record is from RefSeq and is a predicted model, not a curated record. Bases 1 to 864 code for a protein of 287 amino acids. Gene Ontology annotation, cellular component: nucleus. The transcript is spliced from 2 exons.